Xenopus laevis (African clawed frog) is the source of this 4543-nucleotide messenger RNA. RefSeq lists its product as uncharacterized. The coding region runs from base 1617 to 2774 and encodes 385 amino acids. Lineage: Eukaryota; Metazoa; Chordata; Amphibia; Anura; Pipidae. The transcript is spliced from 2 exons. The record is from RefSeq and is a predicted model, not a curated record.
ACCCAAUGACACAGGGCACAGCCUAGGGAAGCAGGGGCAUGACAGAGCUAGAGGUGGAGAAGCCCCUCCUAGUUGUUUGUAGGGGAUUGGGUAGCUAAAGGAGCGGGCAAAAGUGACGUAGGGCAGGAUAAAAGGGGGGGGACUGAGGUUGCCGCCCCCCACUCCAUUUUGUAGCAGCAAAGGAAAACUCUGCUUACCAUGGAGGUGAACCAGGAGCUGGCUGAUCUGGUCAGGAGAUUCCGAGACGCAGCUUCUCAGCAGGAUCCAGGAUGGCUACAGCAGCAGCUGCAGGAUCUUCUGGGGAGAGGUGAACCCGCACGACCAGCCACCCGCCCAACCCGUCGAACAAGACCCCCAGCACGGCUAAGCCCCCAGGGCACUGGAGGAUUGCGGAGUCGAGCCAGGAGGAUCAGUGCAAGCCCAAGCAGGGGAGGACUGACGCUCCGAUCCACGGUACCUGCUGCCAAGAGGAAGCCGACGGCAGCUAACACGCGUCGCAGGGGCCCAGGAAGCAGGCAAGUAACUGAGCCGGCAGAUCACGUGACGCAGGCAGCAGUGAGAGGAAGGAGGGGUAGAAAGCCUGCUCCUCCGGCAGCAGCGUCUGCAUUAGUUACGGCAGACAGGCAAAGGGCUGUCUCCCCCUCCUCUCCUCCAGCAACAAGUUCAGGCCCAUCCAUCAGGCGUGUAUGCGCCCUCUCACCGCACGCAGCUUCUGCGGUGGAGGGAGGGGGGAGGGGGAAGGAGCCCGCUCCGCACACAGCAGCAGCAAGGGAAGAUCAGAGAGUAGGGCUCUCCUCCUCCCCUCAUUCAUUAACCAUCACGGGCACAGGAAUUGUAGAGGGAUGGGACAGCCCCCAACACACGGCAGGGGGGAGGAGGGGGGAGAAGCACACUCCAAAAACGGCUGCAGCAACAGCAUUAAGGGAUGAGCAGCAUGGAGAGCUUUCCCCCUCCCCUCUUCCAGGAGCAGCCACAGCUGAUAUAGACAGCAGCCCCAGAGCAUCAGUUCUCAUGGACAUAGAACGGGGGGAGCAGUCCAUUCCAUGUUCCCCCACACAUUCUAACCCCUCCCAGGCCUGUUCCACUCCCAGCCCUAGCACAUCAGCAAGGCGUCGGCUAAGCCCUGUUCGGCCAAGGACUUCACCACCAGUCAGGAAAAAUGAUUUUACCAGGCCAGGGAGGCCGGCAUCCAUGUCAACGGCUGGCCAGGCACAGGGUGGCAGAGUAAUCACAGCUCAGAUACACCACCGGGAGUCAGGAGAACGUAGGGUGGGCACGCCAACAGGGAGGCGAGGUUGGCGUCAGGACCCAACUUCCGCACGUAGAAGCACUGUAAGGGUGUCCAGACAAGGCAGGGAUCCCAUCACCCCACAAGGGAAAGGUCACCGGCUCCCCGUAAUAGAAGCCGUUCAAGAAGCAGGGAUAAUAGCAGGAGAGUACGGCGGGAGCAUAGCCAUAGCUCUGUCAGGAGCAGCAGGAGGGACGUCACGGCUCAAGCAUGCUCGCAGGCAGCUCGAGUCAGUAGGUGGGAACGCAGUAGUAGGUCUCCCUCUAGGAGUUACUCGCACAGGGAGGGGCACUCUUGCUGUCAUUUUUCUUGCAGGAACAGCCCAAGAAUGUCUGAAAGGGAAGCAUCGCGAGCAAGGAGCGUAACGUCCAAGGAUGGGACACGGAGGAGGCGGUCCACCAGCCAUGACAGAGUUCAACCAGACACGGUUCAAAAGCAACAUCCCCCCAGGAGCAACAGGAUGUCGAGCAGCUUGACGGCCCAGGGCGCAGCCACGGCCAGUGGGCCUGGAGUGGGAGCGUUUUCGGGAGGCAGCGCCGGAAGCAGCACCGCGGCCAUGCCAAUUUCCUCAGCAGCUUUGGCAGCUGGCGAGCGUAGACUGCUGGAGCUUGUAAAGGUUUCCUUAGCCAAGGCAACAUGGACUGCUUAUGGUAAGGCGUGGGAGGAAUGGAAUCAACUGACUGGCUGGGCUGGCGGUUUUACUACCAGGGAGGAUAGGCGCGCUGGUCUCAUUUGGUAUGUGGUCUGGCUCACAGAGCAGGGUAAGUCAGCAGCUUUUAUUGAUAAGCGCAUGGCAGGACUGGCGUUCCAGUUCAAACUGCGAGGCGAGGAGGACCUGACAAAAGAGUUCAUCAUCAGGCAAGCGCUAAAAGGGGUUAGAAAAAGUAGACACUCCAAAGAUACACGACGGCCCAUAUCAUUUCAACUGCUGACACGGCUCCAGGGAGUCUUGGAUCAAUGCUGUUAUUCAGGUUAUGAGGUGCAAUUGUUUAGGGCAGCUUUUGCACUGGCAUUCUUCGGAGCCUUCAGGGUAGGCGAGUUGGUCAGUAAAAGCAAAACCUCACAAGGUGGCUUGUUGCUCCAGGAUGUCAAAGUGUUUCAAGAUAAAAUCACAAUCCGUUUGAGGCAGUCCAAAACGGAUUCAUUGGGAAAAGGGAAGGAUAUUGUGUUGUUCAAAGUUGAUGGUGGGGCAACCUGCCCAGUUGGCUGUGUCAGUCGUUUUUUACAUUUGCGAGGAGUGUGUGGCAAAGUUUUUCUGCAGCAUGAGGAUGGGAUGCCAUUGACCCGUUUUCAGUUUAAUAACAUCUUAAAAAAAUCUUUGGACAGUGUUGGAGUUAACCCAAAAGAGUUUGGGACACAUUCAUUUCGCAUAGGGGCAGCGACUGAAGCAGCCGGUCUCGGUUUAGGAGAGCGGAUGGUCAUGAAAAUUGGGAGAUGGGAGUCCAAACGUUUCCUCAGCUAUAUACGGCCAGGCUUGCUGGUCUAGGAGGCUCUACAUGGUUUUACACAGAGCAAGUCGAAUCAAGACACUAUAUAAAAAAAAAAAAAAAAAAAAACAUUUGUUGGGUUUUCUGUUCAUGUCACUCAUGGUUAUUUUGUUGUGUUUUCAGGUGGCAAAAACAUGGUAUGGUUGUUGGGACAUUCGUUCAUCAGUCGGGCCAGAAGGAGAGCCGCAGUUCUCCAAGGGACCGCAUUGCAGCUGGGCUUUCCGGAGGACCGCAUAUCAGUCAAAUGGUUUGGUUUUCCUGGUCUAAGAUGGUCAGGAGUAUGGCCUACCCUAGUCAGGUUGGCCAAGGUGGAACAGCGUCCGGAUAUACUGGUAAUACACGUUGGGGGGAAUGACCUGGGCUUGGUUGCACAAAGGGAUCUAGUCAUCAUGAUGAAGCAGGAUGUUGAUAGAAUUCGGUCACUGUUCCCCGGCAUAAUAUUAGUGUGGUCAGAGAUAACCCCCCGGUUGGUAUGGAGGUUUGCACGGGACAUACCAGCCAUAGACAGGAGCAGGGGGAAGGUGAAUAAAUUACUCUCAAUCUUUAUACGUAAGUCGGGUGGCAUAGUUGUCAGACAUAGGGAUCUAGAAAACAAAACAAAGAGUUGCUUUUCCACAGAUGGGGUACACCUCUCCGAUAUUGGUAUGGCUCUCUUUACUUUGGCCAUCGCAGAAGGGAUUGAAAGGGCCCUGGAGUUUUGUUUGGCGGUGCGCGGUGCUCUUAAGGUGUCAAGUGCACGCGCGGGUGGCGGGAUCAUGGAGUCCAGGAACCAAUAGGUGUGUGAGCACGGGAGUUGCAGGGUUAAUGGGUAGCUGGAAGGCCUGUCACCUCAGGGGUAACAAAACACCACACGAAUAGCAUUUGGUUGGGUAGCAGAUGGGUUACAGGCUACUAUGGCAGCUGGCAGCGCUGUUGCGUUGUGCAGUUAUAAAGUUCUACUACAAUACGUAGGUAUUCAGGUUUACUGUUUGUUAUACAAAUACUAUUGUGAUCGUAUGCUAUGUUAAUAUGUUAUCAUUUAUAGUAGUGUGUUUUGUACUACAAUACUACUUGUUAUAAUAAAAUUGUUCUGCGGCCUUUUCAUCCAAAAAAUGAUUUGUUGUAUUUUAUUAAAGGGGGACUGGAGGAAGGGGGGUUGUUGGUUAGCUGGUAAGGGCUGAUACAGGUACCGACCUUGCCUCUGUCAAGUAACCCAAUGACACAGGGCACAGCCUAGGGAAGCAGGGGCAUGACAGAGCUAGAGGUGGAGAAGCCCCUCCUAGUUGUUUGUAGGGGAUUGGGUAGCUAAAGGAGCGGGCAAAAGUGACGUAGGGCAGGAUAAAAGGGGGGGGACUGAGGUUGCCGCCCCCCACUCCAUUUUGUAGCAGCAAAGGAAAACUCCCACCCACCCUCCCCUAUAGAUAUUUGAUUGGAUAAGGAUACGGCGGGAUCAUGGAGUCCAGGAACCAAUAGGUGUGUGAGCACGGGAGUUGCAGGGUUAAUGGGUAGCUGGAAGGCCUGUCACCUCAGGGGUAACAAAACACCACACGAAUAGCAUUUGGUUGGGUAGCAGAUGGGUUACAGGCUACUAUGGCAGCUGGCAGCGCUGUUGCGUUGUGCAGUUAUAAAGUUCUACUACAAUACGUAGGUAUUCAGGUUUACUGUUUGUUAUACAAAUACUAUUGUGAUCGUAUGCUAUGUUAAUAUGUUAUCAUUUAUAGUAGUGUGUUUUGUACUACAAUACUACUUGUUAUAAUAAAAUUGUUCUGCGGCCUUUUCAUCCAAAAAA